GGAGAAGCUUUGAGUGAACCUCUGUCUAAUUCUGACCAAAUAAUAAAUGAUAUCAAGGAAAAGGGUUAAAGGAAUAAAAAUUUGUUUGAAGUUGAAGUUUGAAGCUGCAGCCUAUCCGCCAAUACUAUUUUAUGAACUCUGUUACGUAUUUCAUCAUGACGGCAAUCAGAAAUUGUCUCGUUAUUGUCGCCAGUUGAACACUUCUCAAAUGAUCAUUGACUAAAAGUUAUUGUGUGUAUGUGUUGUAAUUAUCUUUAUGCCAUUUAUACCAAACUUUGUGAGCAUAUUUUUUUCCUUCAAGUAACUAACAUCACUAGUUCUACCAAUUCCAGUGAGUGGUUUGAUCAUGAUAAUUUAUGUCUGUUACUGUAUUGUAAUGAUGAUGUGGUAUUCCCAAAAGAUGCACAUAUGAAAUAUAAAUUACCUGCAAGCUGUACUGCUAACAGCUUUCUAUUCAACUUCAUCAUAGAUGUGUUAAUGGACUUAACCCUAGGUGACUUCAGCGACUCAGGGAUUGACUUGCUACCGGGGAAUAAUCUCGUUGACUUGGAAUAUGCAGACGAUAUAGUCCUUCUAGGCGAAGACGCUGACAGAAAGCAGAGUCUUCUGAACACACUGAGCCGCAAUCUACGAAUGUUUGGCAUGCGAUUCGCUCCCGUUAAAUGCAAGAUGAUGUUACAGGACUGGACUACAUCGACGCCUAGUUUAAAAAUAGGAAAUGAAGUGGUAGAGCACGUUGACCGCUUCACUUAUUUGGGAAGUA
Trichobilharzia regenti is the source of this 763-nucleotide messenger RNA. NCBI's taxonomy places the organism in Eukaryota, Metazoa, Platyhelminthes, Trematoda, Strigeidida, Schistosomatidae. The record is from the annotation of a GenBank genome assembly.